Messenger RNA from Oncorhynchus keta (chum salmon), 4262 nucleotides. Its product is annotated as ethanolamine kinase 1-like. The transcript is spliced from 8 exons. Gene Ontology annotation, cellular component: cytoplasm. Gene Ontology annotation, molecular function: ethanolamine kinase activity. The coding region runs from base 131 to 1213 and encodes 360 amino acids. The record is from RefSeq and is a predicted model, not a curated record. NCBI's taxonomy places the organism in Eukaryota, Metazoa, Chordata, Actinopteri, Salmoniformes, Salmonidae. Gene Ontology annotation, biological process: phosphatidylethanolamine biosynthetic process.
UUUUCUGAGAGGCGUUGCCGCACUAUAAGCGAGUAGACUUUUAACCUCCGCAGCCAAGCAAUUGUUCAUACAAACGCAUUUGCAGCCGCCUACAGUGAACUUCUUGUCAAUUUAACCGGAACCUUUCAUUAUGGCCAACUACAUUCAUGUACCCGACGAGGCGCCCGCUGUACCCAAAAUAGAUGUCACGUUAGACGAGAACGAUUACAGAUCUGGUGCAUUGAGACUGAUCAAGGAACUGAGACCGUUCUGGAAACCAUCCGAGGUCAAAAUGAAGUUCUUCACAGAUGGAAUCACCAAUAAGUUGCUGGGCUGCUACGUGGGCGGGGUCAUGCAGGAUGUGGUCCUGGUGCGUAUCUAUGGCAACAAGACAGAGCUGUUUGUGGACCGGGAGAACGAGGUGAAGAGUUUCCGGACGCUCCACGCACACCGCUGCGCCCCUCGUCUCUACUGUACCUUCAACAACGGCCUCUGCUAUGAGUUCCUGCAGGGCCAGGCGCUGGAACCCGAACACAUCCGCAGCCUGCCCAGGUCCAGGCUCAUCGCGAGGCAGCUGGCUAAGUACCAUGCCAUCCAUGCUCACAACGGAUGGGUGCCCCAGUCAGACCUGUGGCUGACAAUGGGCAAGUACUUCGCCCUGGUGCCCAAGUUCUUCCAAGACCCAGAGAUGAACAUGAGGUUAAACAGUGAGGUGCCUAGUCGAAGGCGACUGAGGGAAGAGAUGGUGUGGAUGCAGCAGAGUCUGUCUGUGCUGGGCUCUCCUGUAGUCCUCUGCCACAAUGACCUGCUGUGUAAGAACAUAAUCUAUAAUCAGCAAGGAGAAAAUGUCAAGUUCAUUGACUACGAAUACGCUGGGUACAAUUACCAAGCCUAUGACAUUGGGAACCACUUCAAUGAAUUUGCAGGUCUGAAUGAGGUGGACUACAGCCACUACCCAGAGCGGAGUUUGCAGCUGCAGUGGCUGCGCUCCUACUUGGAGGCCUAUAAGGAACACAAAGGUCAAGGGUCAGAGGUCACUGAGACAGAGGUGGAGGUGCUCUACGUACAGGUCAACCGCUUCUCCCUGGCAUCUCAUUUCUUCUGGGGCCUAUGGGCUCUGAUUCAGGCCGAGUUCUCCACCAUUGAUUUUGACUUCCUGGGAUACGCAGUCCUUCGCUUCAGCCAGUAUUUCAAGAUGAAGCCAGAGGUUGGAGCGCUGAACUUUCCAGAAUAAAAGUCCUCCUCCCUAUCUGGUCCUCAUGUCCACCGUAGAGUGCCCUCUAGGGGGUGUCGGGAAAGAAGACCCGGAGAGAGCCUAGUCCACACUUCCUGUGGAUUUAAUUUGGCACUCACUAGAGACUCAUAGAACCCGAUGGGAACUUGUAGAACUAUAUUAGAACUCCUAGAACCCGAUGGGAGCUUAUAGAACUAUAUGAUAACUCAUAGAACCCUUUGAGAACUCAUAGCUGUUAGUAACCAUGACUCACCAUCCAUUGACACUCCACAGGGCCAAUUCCAUAGCAUCACUGCUACAGACAGAUCCCUACCUAGCUCGCUAUAGAAGCCUAGAACCAUGCACUUCUUCAUAAAGACUAAAGUCUUUAAGACCCAGCCCUCCAAAAUGUCAAAAUAUGCAAGGGGACAAAAGAGCACUAUCGUGGCCUUUUUUUGUUGUUUAAGAUCAACCAAAUGAAAACGGCGUCACGUAAAAUAUGGUGAAUUCAGUGUGACAUUCCAGUAGCAUCUCUCACCCCAGUCUGUGCCCGUCCACAGGGGUAACUCACAAGAGGGGAGAUCUGGACCAACUCUGUAACUUGUCUCCUGUGUUGUGCUGCUGACUGACUGGGAAUGUUAGGGUGUGUGGGCUCACUCCGAGCCAUUCCUAUUGAAUAUAUACAUCUCUUGUCUGGGCUCGCUGGUCCACUGAUUAUUUAGUCAUCGGUAUAGCUGUUGGUUUAAUGGUAGGUUAUGUAGUACGUUACCAAUAUGUGUUGGUGCACUUGGUAUAGUCACCAAUAUAUAUAUUUGUCGGUUAAAUGGUUAGACUCACUUACGUACUGUCUCCUAGGUAACAAACAGGAGUGCAUCCAUCUUGUUUACAUUCUGUUCCCCUGACUGAAACGACGUCCACUUCCUUACCGUAACUAGGCUGUAGUUUGAUUCAUGGGAAAUGUGUCAUGAUGACGGCCAGGAAUAUUUCCUGACCAUUUCCUGGUGAAACUCUGACCAGGAGAAACUCGGGGCCUUCUGGUCUGGAAACCCUCCAAGCCCAAGUCAUGACUGUUAUGUUCACUGUAUUAUAAGUAAUUUAGAUUCACUUUCUGUUUUAGUCCAGUUAGUCCAGGAGUAUAGGCUUAAGCUGGUAUACCCAUCCACAUCACUCCGGCCAACUGAAGUUUCUUCUCCACAAUGAGUCUGGAUUUGCCUCCCUCCCUGAUGAUUUCUAGAAUGUGAACACAUUCUGAGCGUUCUGAUUGGUCCCAGAGUCGGGCCUACAUGGAUGACAUUAUCAACUUCGAUACUCUGGUUAGAUUCUGUUAGACCAACCAAUCGCUGUUGAAUUUGUUUUGUACAAUGCCCCUCGUUUUGAAGUCACACAAACAACUUCUAGGAGGGCAGUUUCAGACCAUGUAUGUAGGUAUCGAUAGAGCAGCGGAAUUAAAUUCAGGGUGAGUCGUCUGAGAGGGUUUAGUGCAACUCUCUGUGAGACAACUGAGAAGACCUAUGAUUGGAGGACCAAUGGCUUUGGUAGGGAGUGUCUUUGAAAGAUGCAUCUUUAACUGAAAGAUUCUAACAGUAUAGUAGUUCACGUCUUCAUCUGUUUAUAAUGUAUGUGCUGCUUGGCCCUAGAAGUUCUUUACGACAAAAAGUUCCAUCUAAUAGUUAAAAACCAACCUACACCAAAGUGCUGGUCUUUUUUGCUUGUACAUAAUUGCACAUUGUAUUUUUCCAUUUAGAAAUAAUACUAUUGAUAAUGUACAAUAUUUACUUUUUAAAGUGCAGUUUUAUACCUAUUUAAGUGAUCAUCUGUUUUCUGACUGGGAGGUCUUGGAGUAUGUUAGGAGUGUGUUAAAACAGAUUCAACGUUGGUCAGGUCUGUGCUGUCACUGCACAGACGCCGGGAUGAAGAGACCUCUUGAUAGGCUGCUGAAAUAGCACCCUAUUCCCUACAACGUGCACUACUUUUUGACAUGGGGCGCUGGUCAACAGUGGUGCAGUGUAUAGGGGGCUAUUUCGAAUGAAGACAAGACUGUAUUUUCCAUUCAUACUCGGCACUUCCAUGCCAACGGUAUCAGUCUGCAGACCUGCAGCCGUGGUCCUAUGGGGUUGCUAGCACCUGUGAGAACCGCAUUUCAAGGCACCUUUUCAGGGAGCGGCUGCGAGUCUAUAGACCGACGCCGCCCUAUACUCUACGCUCCUGACCUGUGCAGCCCUCUCUACAUGUUGAGUGAACCCCGUCGACUAUAGCGAAGGAACCACCAACUGGGAAGUCAGCCAGGCGUUACGGUAUAUGCCGGUCUUAACUCUGUGUUCGCUUGUUGUUUUGAGCAUGCCUUUUUAUUUUGAUGUGGCUUUGUUUUAAUGAUAAUCAACAUGUCUGUUUUCUGGGUUUAUGUCUGCAGUGUCUGAGAUGGUAGGUGUAUGUUCCCUGGAGGACGGGUCAGAAAUCGAUUGUUCAGAUCCUAACUUGAGAGAUGUGCGUUUUUAAGUUACUCCGCUUUUGUGAAAGUUCUCUACUGACAUCUGUGCAUGGAUUUAUGAAAAGGUUUGUUUUUACACUUGACUCAAGUUAGGGUUGCGUUUGUGUGUUGUCCUUAUCUGCAGACCUUGCCAUGUUUUUAACCACACAGGGUGCACAAAUAGUGCGGAAAUAUACUGUCAAAUUGUACAGCUGUAGCUUACACACGUGCGCUAUAAUGUUACACUUCAUAACGCAAGUUUCCCUGUUGAGUUUCAUUCUGAAAUGAACAAGACUACUAAAAAAAAAACAAUUUCUAAAAAAACAAUACUUUCAGCUUACUCAAUACUGGUCUGCUUCUUUAAAGUUUGUAUAAAUGCUCCACUCUUAUUUCUUCUCUGGCAUUUGUAGCAUAUGUGUAUAUGUACAUUUCAAAUGUAAUAUCUCUGCUUGAACUGUCAAAUGUGAAUGACUGUACAUAGUUUGUUUUUUUCUAAACAUUGCUCUUAACAUCAAGUAGUCUUUUGUUUAACUGUGAAAUAAUCUUAACUUUUGAAUACUGUACACAAGUGCUGUGAAAGGAGAUUAAAGUCUAUUAGCCGGU